CAAUUGCAUUCUUUACAAUUAAUGCAUGUGCGUUAUGCAUGUCAUACAUCCAAUAAGAAAUAGGAAUCAUGUAAGUUAAAGUGAUGCAUGCCCGCGGAAAAAGCUGAAUCGAAUGUAAUGCACAAUUUCAUGGCCUGCGUAAUUUUGCAUCUUUUGACUGCACUGAAUGCGUUAGUGUUAUUUAUGUGUGUACGUAUUUAUGCAUGUCUGUAGCGAAAUUUGGACGAAUGUAUGCAAAUGUAAGGCUGCAUGUGAGUGAAAAUUAAUGUAGACUAAUUUUUUUACAUUCAUAACGCUCAACAAGUACAUUCCGAAUUCGUUGGCAAAGGGUGUCAGUCCGCCGUUAUGUAUCGCAAGUUGUACGAUUGCUACUUUUGUAGAAUUUGUGGCAGACAACGCCGCCACUUGCAUUGCCGGGGCACGUUGCACUAUUUUUUGACAUAGGUUUCUCAGUUUCAGCAUGCAACAAGAGUCGGAAACCAUGGAAGGCCUGGCAGACUCGGUCACCAUUGACAUGAGUGCGCCCGAAAGGGACCCACUGGCCCUCGACUUCGUCCACAACAGUCCGUCAUGUGAUCCCCUGCAUGAUUCGAUUACGGAGGUCGUAGUUGGUCUUGGUCAAGGAAGAGAGUCGGUCCGCGAAGAAACCACAGCACAGUCCCCCACCAGGCCUGACGCAGCUGUCCCCCCCCAAACCAAGCGACGACUAUUCCAGGACAAGAAGCCAAGCGAAGAGGAGGGCCAGGAACAAGAGUCAGAACAGUCUGACGAAUACUCCGGCAGUGAGUACGUUCAAGAAGAAGAAGACAGCCAGUCCGGUGCGUCGACUUCGAGCCACACAGACAGUGAGCGUCAGAAGCGACCUCUCCGACCACCUCCAGCUUCGGACAGUCCAGAGAUGGCAGACGCUCGUAUGGAGCCGGCAGAGGACGACGAACUUGCUGCGCAAGUGGCAGCUCUGAGGACGAGGAACGCUGCGUUGGCAGCGGCCAAGUUGGAACUCGUGCAGCGGGUAGCCUCCCUAGAAGCAAAGAAGGCCCGUCUCAUGGAGGAGAACCAAACGUUGCGUGACGAAGCGGCUGUCAACGAUCAAAGAGUGGCUCACCUCAAGAAGGCUCGGAGGGAAUUCAAGCACCAGAACCUCGAGACGGUCCACUCUCUCCAACAGGCGGUCGCUGAGCCUGGAACCAGCAAGCACACAGAGGCCACUUACUGGUAAGACCAAAUUUGAAACGCUCGUCAUG
Messenger RNA from Cloeon dipterum, 1244 nucleotides. RefSeq lists its product as uncharacterized. The record is from RefSeq and is a predicted model, not a curated record. The coding region runs from base 461 to 1219 and encodes 252 amino acids. NCBI's taxonomy places the organism in Eukaryota, Metazoa, Arthropoda, Insecta, Ephemeroptera, Baetidae. The transcript is spliced from 5 exons.